This is a messenger RNA of Cherax quadricarinatus, 496 nucleotides long. NCBI's taxonomy places the organism in Eukaryota, Metazoa, Arthropoda, Malacostraca, Decapoda, Parastacidae. The record is from RefSeq and is a predicted model, not a curated record.
UCCCGUCUUGGCAGUCUUCCUGAUCGGGUCGGAGUUUAUGAAUCCUGUCCCCAACUUUACCUGCAAUGUAUCCAACACCAGCUACACUUCAUUCAAUGGGUCCGAGUGCGUGAUGGUGGAGGAGGAGAGAGUGCCGGUACCGUGCACCAGCUGGACCUAUGACACGUCAGUCUUUCACUCCACCAUCGCCAUGGAGUGGGACCUGGUGUGUAAGAGAGAGCCUCUGGCACCACUCUACCAGACCCUCUACACUCUGGGCUGUCUCCUCGGCUUCGUUGUCUCCGCCUACACUGCUCACAGGUUUGGCAGACGAUGGGCGGUGAGGAUGGGGGCACUGGGCACUACCCUGGGCAUGGUAGUGCUGCUGACGACACCAUGGUUGUACCUCCUGCUGGUCUCCCGCUUCUUCCUGGGGGUCACCACUGCCACUAUGAUCUCCCCAUCCUUCAUGAUAGGUUAAAAGUAUUGUCUUCUGUUCACUCGAAUCACCGAGUGC